AUGCAGGUCAUGAACAUGUUGCUCUUCACUCUGUGGAUUGUUAUGUCGCUGCUCAGAUAUAUGCGGACUGUCGCCAGCAUCUUCACCUUUAUAUUCUAUCGACCAAAGCCAGUCAAGGUCAAACCGACGUACACUGCCAAGGACGUCACUGUGAUAGUGCCAACAACUUUCAAGUCCGAGACGGAGUUGACGCAUUGUCUACGCUGCAUCAGCGCCUGUUCUCCGGCAUCGAUUCUGGUGGUCACAGCUGUAGCCAAUAUCAGCCUCGUCCAACAAAUCUGCUCGCUGAAGGCGUACAAUCGAGUACGUGUGCUCGGAGUCGAGAAACUCAAUAAGCGACGACAAAUGAUCAAGGCUUUGAAGCAGGUCAACACCAAGAUAGUCGUCUUCGCUGAUGAUGAUGUCUUCUGGCCAGCUCGAUACCUCGAUUACUUGCUUGCCAUUUUCGAAGAUCCUCGUACUGGUGCUGGUGGCACUCGUCAGCGAGUCCGCCGCAAUCCUGGUACAUUCAUCAACUUCUGGAACUUCCUUGGAAUUUCUUACCUUGAGCGUCGAGUCUGGAAUAACAUCGCGACCAAUGCCAUUGAUGGAUCGAUCUCGACUCUGUCUGGUCGCACUUCUGCAUACCUUACAGCAAUCCUGAAGAGUGAUGAGUUCUUUCACUGUUUUCUAAACGAUCAUUGGCGAGGCCAUCCUCUGAACACAGACGAUGACAAAUGCCUCACAAGGUAUGUCUAUUCGCAUGGCUGGUCCAUCACCAUUCAAUCGGAUCCUCGGUCUGUGAUCGAGACGACUUUGGAGGAUAACCCGAAGUAUAUCUCGCAAUGUCUUCGCUGGGCUCGUGCCCACUGGCGGGGGAACUUCAUCGUCAUGGAGAAUGAGAGAUACUGGCGAUCGUCGAAGUUCUGGUGGGGAUGCUAUGUUAUCUAUAUCUGUCAGUUCCAGACUCCAGCACUUCUUGUCGAUGGAUUAUUACUUGGCCUCGUCCUCGGUGCCACCUUAGGCACAUGCUGUCAACAGUGGGCCACAAUUGCUCUCGUUGUCUGGAUCGUCUUCACGAAGAAUGUGAAGAUGAUCCCGCAUUUCUGUCGAAAUCCACAGGAUAUGCUUUGGAUUCCAGCUGGCAUUCUCUUCAGCUAUAUACAUGGCUUCUUGAACCUCUAUGCUCUGCUCACCCUCACAAACACAACAUGGGGAUCGCAGAGCUUGGAGGCGCUGGAGGUCGUUCGUGCUGAAAACGAGGAAGUGGUUCCGCUACUACGGAAUGCCAUGGAUGAAGGCACAUUGUAUCGAGAGCCGGUUCUUGGUCGCGUGGUCGGAGACGACUACUUCUCUCCAGUCCGCAUCGACUCCGCUUAUGGUUCCAGGUCGACAAGUCCAGGAUAG
Messenger RNA from Recurvomyces mirabilis, 1386 nucleotides. RefSeq lists its product as uncharacterized. The record is from RefSeq and is a predicted model, not a curated record. Bases 1 to 1386 code for a protein of 461 amino acids. The transcript has 2 exons. Lineage: Eukaryota; Fungi; Ascomycota; Dothideomycetes; Mycosphaerellales; Teratosphaeriaceae.